AUGCGACGCACUCAACUUGUUGUUCUGUUCAAACAUCUGGAGCUGCAAUUCCCACCAUUUGGUCAAGAAUGGAAGACUCUUGACCUGUUUCGGAACAUACUCGGCACGCUUACCGGUAAGACCCACAAUGCUGUCGAUUGUCCAGAAGUUGUCAGGGUCGGUGACUUUUUUGUUGCCGUUGACUUCCUGCUGGUUGAAAGCCCAGUCUGGAAGCAGCUGGUCGUCGUGGGUCCACAUGGUCACUGUGGUUGGGACGUGGAACAGCUUGAAGACAGACGCCUUGGACUUGAGCACGUCGUGCUUUCUCUUGUCAAACGGAUCAAGUCUGAACAAAGUGUCGUUGUAUCUGGUGGUCUCCGAUUGUUCGUCGUUGAUGAUGGUGAACUCCUCGUUGGUUGGGAAUAA
This is a messenger RNA of Ogataea philodendri, 405 nucleotides long. RefSeq lists its product as uncharacterized. The record is from RefSeq and is a predicted model, not a curated record. Lineage: Eukaryota; Fungi; Ascomycota; Pichiomycetes; Pichiales; Pichiaceae. The transcript has a single exon. The coding region runs from base 1 to 405 and encodes 134 amino acids.